CUUCAAGAACCAUUUCUUGAGUCUUUGUUUAGAAACAAAUUUAAAAAAACUAGUCCUAUUUUGUUGUUCUGAAAAUAAAAUAAAAAAUGGAGCAGAAGAUGACGGGUAGCUCAAUGUGGGUUCUAGGGUUAGUAGUUUUGGCACUGAUUGCAAGCCCCGUGAAUGCAAUCUCGUGCGAAGACGCGGCAACGCAGUUGCUUCCGUGUCUGUCGUACUUGGUAGGUGACGGCAACGCAACUGUGCCUGUGCCGUGUUGUGAAGGGGCCCAAGCCUUGAACCGAAUGAUCAGUUCAAAAGAUGAUAGACAAACUCUUUGCGAGUGUUUUAAACAGGCUGCUCCCCAAAUUGGAGUGAAGGUUGAUAGAGCUCAACAACUUGUCAAAACUUGCCAAAUUAGCGUUGGCUUACCCGUUGACUAUAACGUUGAUUGCUCCAAAGUUUGAUGGAUGGCUCUAUGGAAGUUAACGAGCAACGAUGGCAACACAAAGGGAUGGCAACAGUUGAUUAGCGAGCAAGAACAGAGAUUACAUGCUUAAUUGCUUUCGUUUAGUCCAACUUUCUCUACAUGAAUUUGGACAAUUAUCAUAUCAAUGAAUUAAAGUUGUGUUUUAA
This is a messenger RNA of Rhododendron vialii, 612 nucleotides long. RefSeq names its product non-specific lipid-transfer protein 1-like. Gene Ontology annotation, cellular component: membrane. Gene Ontology annotation, biological process: lipid transport. Bases 87 to 443 code for a protein of 118 amino acids. The record is from RefSeq and is a predicted model, not a curated record. NCBI's taxonomy places the organism in Eukaryota, Viridiplantae, Streptophyta, Magnoliopsida, Ericales, Ericaceae. Gene Ontology annotation, molecular function: lipid binding. The transcript is spliced from 2 exons.